AUGUUGCUUAAUCCCUGUUCGCCCCACACACAGUGGUGUGACAAGCUGGAGGCUGGCAAGGCGCAGGGGGAGGGGGAGGGGGGAGGCACGGACUGGGGAAGGCUCGAUUGCAAUCGUGACCUCAGGCUACCAGGUGCCCCUGUUUUGAGACGUCUCAGGCUACCAGGUGCCCCUGUUUUGAGACGUCUCAGGCUACCAGGUGCCCCUGUUUUGUUCCCCUUGUGCAUCCUCGCCUCCUUGUUCCCUCCUUUUUCUUCUCCCUCCCUUCCUUGUGCAUGCCCCUCAGCCUCGGUUCAUGAGUGUGUAGUCUGGGUGCAAGGCGCUGCUGUUCGCAUAAAUGCCCAGCACAAACACCCAUCACUUCCCUCUCUCGCAAUCCUCUUUUCCCUCCCUCUUCCUCCCCUUGCCCCUCUUCUUGUCCCUCCCCUUGUCCUGAACGCUCUCACCUGGCGCUGCUGUUUGGACUCUUGCUGGCUGCAAGGCGCCGCUGUUUGCGAGAAUGCUAAGUGGAAACCCUUAUCGCUCCUCCUCUCUCUCCCAUCGUCUUUCUCCCUCCCCUUGCCCCUACCGUUUGCCCUCCCCUCGCCCCUCCUGUUCGCCCGCCCCUUGACAUCCCUCAGCCUCGGUUGUGAGUGUGGAGUCUGGCCUCGGUUCGUGAGUGUGGAGUCUGGGUGCAAGGCACUGCUGUUCGUGAGGAUUAGAGAGGAUGCCAGGAAGGGGGGGAAGGGAGAGAAGGGAGGAAAGCAGUUGGAGGAGGGAGAGGAGGAGGAGGAGGGUGAGAAGGAGGAGGUGGGGAAGACGGAGGAAGGGGAAAAGGAGGAGGAGAAGGGUGAAGGAGACAAGGAGGGGAAGGAGGGGGAUAAGGCCGGGGAAAAGGAGCAGGAGAAAGAGCAGGAGGAAGAGGUUACAGGAGGAGGAGAGAAGGAACCGGAGAAGGAGGGACAGGGAGGGGAGGGGGAGAAAGGGGAGGCAGGGGGAGAGCAGGGAAGGGUGUCGCCGUGUGAGUUGGCAGAGGCGGUGCUGCGGCAUGCCAAGGCCACCCAGCAGUCAGCCACUCGGUGGGUGUGGGGUAGUGGGUGUGGGGCAGUGGGUGUGGGGCAGUGGGUGUGGGGCAGUGGGUGUGGGGCAGUGGGUGUGGGGCAGUGGGUGUGGGGCAGUGGGUGUGGGGCAGUGGGUGUGGGGCAGUGGGUGUGGGGCAGUGGGUGUGAGGCAGUGGGUGUGGGGCAGUGGGUGUGGGGCAGUGGGUGUGGGGCAGUGGGAGUGAGGCAGUGGGUGUGGGGCAGUGGGUGUGGGGCAGUGGGUGUGGGGCAGUGGGUGUGGGGCAGUGGGUGUGGGGCAGUGGGCGGCAAGGCGACAACAUGA
This is a messenger RNA of Closterium sp. NIES-65, 1362 nucleotides long. The record is from the annotation of a GenBank genome assembly. NCBI's taxonomy places the organism in Eukaryota, Viridiplantae, Streptophyta, Zygnematophyceae, Desmidiales, Closteriaceae.